Molecule: messenger RNA, 832 nt
Organism: Daphnia pulex (common water flea)
Lineage: Eukaryota; Metazoa; Arthropoda; Branchiopoda; Diplostraca; Daphniidae
Exons: 2
Coding region: 271-669 (132 amino acids)
Source: RefSeq, a predicted model, not a curated record
UAAAAAGCGCUAUCCCGGCGCUAUCGCCACCGGCGAUAUUGUGGAGACUAUCGAUUUACAACCCUUGCCAUCAGUGCCGGAAGGUCAGCACGGCCAUCAAAUUUUAUAUAAAAGCGCAAAAAUCGAGUUGGGUCAUCACAGUCAUCAACUUGAACUCAAUACGCCCACUGCUCCUCCAAGACCUUCUCACUUUGCAACAUUAAGUUUCUAUAGUGCUAUUUCACACAUUUGAUUUAAUUGCAAAUUAAUUGGGUUUUUACUUAUACAGAAAUGUUCACCAUCAACUACCUGGCUGUGGUCUUCCUCUCUGUCCUGAUAUUGUUGGCGGUAGAAAUUGAAAGUCGAUCUGCGCCACAUCACCAAGCAUUGCACGUUGCCUUUGUCAAUACCACCAGCAGGGCAUCCAGUAUCCCCGGCCAUCAUCAUGACAUGACCACACCCGAUGAUCCAACCGAAGUGUUGGUGAUGGAGCAAGAAAAUGUGGAUCAUCCGGAAGCAGGAUUAUCGGGAGUCGCCAAUCCAUUGACGAAACGUUCGACUGGAACAGUCGAUAUGGUUGAAAAACCCAACACGGUGAUGUUCGAUUGGAAAUCUAUCAAGGCGACCUUAUCGGAUAUGAUUGCACGGCUAUCAUCCGGUGGUAUAGUCGCAUUGACCUCCGUCGAUUGACGUUCAUCUGACACCACCCUUUUUAGCAGCCUAAUAAACAAAUUUCAAUAUUUUCGAAAGAAUGAAGUUUGGUGAUGUGAUUAUACCUCUGAACAAUUUUGCACAAUUUUGUACAUGGAAUAUAAUAAGCAAUGGAACGAAAUUAUAAACAUUUUGAUAUCUA